Molecule: messenger RNA, 2862 nt
Organism: Drosophila subpulchrella
Lineage: Eukaryota; Metazoa; Arthropoda; Insecta; Diptera; Drosophilidae
Gene: Wsck
Product: putative tyrosine-protein kinase Wsck
Exons: 3
Coding region: 262-2637 (791 amino acids)
Biological process (GO): protein phosphorylation
Molecular function (GO): protein binding; protein tyrosine kinase activity; ATP binding
Source: RefSeq, a predicted model, not a curated record
GAAACGCGGUUGCCGAGAGCAACAAAAACACUGGCUGGCACUCAAUAACAGAACAGCAGUGGAACAAAAAGAAGAAGCAGAAGCGCUUGGAAAAUGUUGAGCGGGGAAAAAGAAUAAAAGUUUUCAAUUUGACUAAAUUGGCUGCCCGUGAAAAAGUGUUUAAUUGGUUGUCCCACCAAAAAAACAAAAAAAAAAUCUAAAAACCCAGGCGGAUAUCAGCCAUCCGGCGUGCAGGAACUGUUCAUUCGAAAUUUGCAAGCCAUGGCAGGUGGUUCAAGAAGCGGACACCGCCCCAUUCUGAAUUGGCUUUCUAGCUGCCUCGUGGCCAUGUGUUUGGCCCUUCCAGGAGGAGCACCUGCCGCCCAGGAGACGCCUGCCUACUACUACGUCGGUUGCUAUACGGCGCGAACGGAUCUGCUCCAUGAAUCGGUGUACGCCAAAACCCCACAGACCUGCAUCGAAAUCUGCGAACACCAGGGACACCACUAUGCUGUCCUGGCCUCCGAGAAGUGCUUUUGUGCCAAUAUACUCGAGCCGCAGGAACAGCAGGACGAGCAGCUGUGUAACACCCGCUGCCUGGCCAACAAGGCGCAGUAUUGCGGCGGAGUCGGUGUCCACUCUUAUUACUCUACCACACUGACCAAACAGCCGGCUCCUCAUCAUCUUAGGAUAUCGAACAAAACGGAGAACAGUCUGACCCUCAACUGGAAUGCAUUCGAUGCCAGGAAACUGCUCCUGGCCGGCGGCGCCGAGGCAGUCCUGCCCAACCAACUAUUGGACAAUUUCCUGAUUCGAGCUGAGGUUCUAAAGACCUACUCCUCGCUGCCCGCCUUCCCGCAGCCCGAGUUUAUGGUGCAGAAGACGGAAACCCAAUUUGAGCUUACGGAUCUGCAUCCCGCCACUCUUUACAACAUCUCCGUGAGAGCUAUUUGCCAGGAUCCACAGGCAGGGCAAUCUGAAUGUGGUCAGGCAUCGUUAGAGGCCAACACACAGGUGGGUCAGCCCAGCCCCGCUCCAGCACAACCCAAAAUCCUCAGCCGCACUGAUCGCACUGUCACCAUAGAGCUAUCGCCCAUCCGAAAUGACAACGGACCGCUGAGCAAACUGCUCAUCAUCGUGGAAUAUGUGGACAACGCCCUGAGCCAACCAUUCGAUUCACAGCUCCUGGGUAGCUGGCAGCAGGCUCAACAGGACGGAGUGCCCUACUACAUAGCCGCCGAGCUGGAAUAUGACCGACCGGAGGAGAACCGCACCCGGCACUUUGUGGUGGGCGAUGGCAAGCGAUACGGGCGAUUCAGCAAUAAGCCCUUGGAUCAGCCUAACGCACAUGUCCACAUCAGUCUCGGAGUGGUGAGCACCCUGGAGGGCGUGACCAAGACGCUGUACAGCCGUGGAACCCACGAUCAGCACGUGACUUCACUGGACGACUUCAGCUACGCCACCUUCGAUAAGGGUCAGUCCUCGGUGGUGGCCCUGGCCGUCACCUGUGUGAUCUUCGGCACCUGCCUCCUGCUCAGUCUGAUUGCCUACUUCUAUUUGCGGUAUAAAACUUGUCGCGUACGACGAUUAACUGGCGGCAAUACCCACGAGAUGACGCUGCAGACGCCGAUUAUCGAGCGGGAGAACAAUGGCUACCUGGUGGAGGACGAUCCAGUGCCUCACACGCCGGAAAACUUCAAGCAGCAGUUGCAACAGUUGGUAGAGGGAUUCGAACGGAUACCGAGGAAUACCCUCCGGCUUAAUGUGAACGAUGUGAUCGGGGAUGGACGCUUUGGCGAGAUCAUAACAGGAAAGGUUUCUACUAACGAUUUCGCGAGGGAUUGUACUCUGCACGUGCUCUGCCUGGAUGACCUGAACGGAACUACUCAGGCACAGUUGCUGAGGGAGCUGCGUCAGUUGUCCCACUUGAAGCGCCAAGAGCAUUUACUGGACUUCUAUGGAGUGUCAGCCAGUCCAGAUUGGUUUUACUUAAUCUUCGAGCAGCAGCGCGUCAGCCUUAAGAGGCGAUUGGUGGAGAGUCGCCUGAUGGCGCCUUCACAACGCCUAACAUCCCUGUCUGAGCAACUGGUGCUGCAGUGGAUCUACGAGCUGGCCAGUGCCAUGACCUAUCUAACCAGCUGCCAAGUGGUGCAUCGACAGCUCUGCUCGCACAGCGUCUUCGUGACCGGCGAGUCCAAGCUAAAGCUAAGCGUCUUUGGGCCGCUGCAGUUCAUGAACACCAGUCGCCAGCAGCCGGACCACAGCAGAUGGCUAGCUCCAGAAGUUCUGCGUCACCAGCAUCACCACUCCACGCGCUCCGAUGUGUGGUCACUAGCCUGCGUGGCCUGGGAAUGUUGCGCUCUGGGCGGCACUCCCUAUGCCAAUGCAGUGGGCACCAACCAACAGCUCCUUGAGGCCAUCCGGGCUGCAGUGCGUCCCGCACAACCGGCUUACGUGUUCGGGGAUCUCUACCAACUACUGCUCAACUGUUGGCAGCUGGAGCCGAGCGAGCGGAGCACUUGCGAGGACGUGGCCUUCGGAGUGCGUCAGCUGAUGACCUCACCGCGGCAUGCCCUCAGCUUCGAUCGAGUGGUGGGCGGUCUAGACACCCUGCCCCCGUACCUGCCGCAGCUGGAAACGAUUGCGCUGAUGGGCUGAGGUGCAUUCGGAUAGAAUAAUUAGCUUUAGUCAGUGAGAGCCAACAUUCGCAUACAGUAGAUUUCGGUUAUGAGUCACUCGUGAAGAGAACACAUCUCUAUAUUUUGAUUUUAGAUGUGUUCACUUGCAAUUGAUUAGUUAAUGAUGUUCUGGCUGAGAAAAAAGUUAUUGUUUUAGCAUUUACUGACCACAAUGAUUUAAUAUAAAUGUUUAAUUACUAUUUGA